AUGGCCGAAGGAAUCGCCUUUGACAUCGCCGGAUGGCUCAUUUCUGAACUGAGCUCCCAUGUUAUGGAGCAACUUGGCUUGUGGUGGAAUUUCAAAGACGACCUCGACGACCUCAAAACCACCAUCUCCGCAAUCAAAUCCGUACUUCUCGACGCGGAAAAGCAGUCCGUGACCAGCGAACUCGUCAAAGAUUGGCUUGCAAAGCUAAAAGAUGCUAUGUACGACGCUGAAGACUUGCUGGAUGAUGUCCGUACCGAAGCCUUGCGGAAGAAUCUGAUGAGUGGGAACAAGUUCACCAAAGAGGUACGCGUUUGCUUCUCGAGAUCGAACCCGUUUACUUAUGGUCUCAAAAUGGGACGAAAAAUCAAGGCCAUCAAGGCCAGAUUUACUUCCAUUCAAAGUCAGGCCAACAUGUUGAACUUGGUUCAGCGUGACCAUCCUGUGGAAACCUCUUUCAUGGCCAAAAGGAGGCAGACGCACUCUUUUGUGUCGAAAGGUGAAAUCAUAGGGAGGGACGAUGACAAAACAGCUCUUCUAAGACUCUUGUUGGAGUUUCAAAGUGAAGAGAAUGUUUAUGUCAUUCCGAUUGUGGGGAUCGGAGGCUUAGGCAAGACUGCGUUGGCGCAGUUUGUCUAUAACGACGAAAUGGUUGAAAACCACUUCGAGUUAAGGAUGUGGGUCUGUGUUUCUGAUGUUUUUGAUGAGAAAACAAUUGUAGAAAACAUCAUUAAAUCUGUAACUCAUCAAGCACCCGAUCAAAAUCUCGAAAUGGAUCAACUGCAAAAACAACUUCGGGACAAAAUUGACGGGAAAAAAUAUUUGCUUGUCUUAGAUGACAUUUGGAAUGAGAACUGGGACCUAUGGAUUAGCUUAAAGAAGUUACUGAUGGGUGGAGCCAAAGGGAGUAGGAUAAUCGUAACUACUCGCUCUGAGAAGGUAGCUAAUGUCACUAGUAAUUGUCGGCCACAUUUUCUAAGUGGCUUGUCUGGUGAUGAUGCAUGGUUUUUGUUCAAAAAAAUAGCUUUUGAACAAAGAUAUGCAGAUUCGACAAAUUCAGGCUUUGUGGACAUAGGAAAGCAGGUUUUGGAAAGGUGUCAUGGAGUUCCCUUGGUCAUAAGGACAAUAGCUAGUACCUUAUCUUCUAAAAAAACUGUAACUGAGUGGCUUUCUUUCAAAGAUAAACUUGCUAGAAUAUCUCAAAGCGGCGGUGAGAUUUUGCCUACACUUAGGUUGAGUUAUGAUCAUCUCCCAUCUCAUUUGAAGCAUUGCUUUGCUUAUUGCAGACUGUACCCAAAAGAUCAUGAAUUUGUUGUGCAAACACUUGUUCGAAUCUGGAUUGCACAAGGGUUUGUAAAACAAUCAAAUCCGAGUGAAUCUCUUGAAGAGAUUGGGUUCGAGUAUUUUAAAUGUCUGGUUGAAAGAAGUUUCUUUCAAGAGGUAGAAGAACAUGAAUUUUGGGGUGUAACAUGUAAAAUGCAUGAUUUGAUGCAUGAUCUUGCUGAAUCGGUAGCAGGGAUGGAGAGCCGCAUUCUAGAUUCAAAUUCAAUUACAAGUGAGAUUGAUGAGAAAUGUCGUCACGUAUCGAUUGAUUUUUCAUUGAUUCAUUUGAUCAAGGGAAAGAAAUUGCGGAGUUUGUUAAAAUUUUCAAGCAGAUAUGAAUGUAUGAAUGAUGCAAAUUGGGAUUUAAUAAUUUCAAAUUGUAGAUGCUUGCGUGUUUUAGAAUUAGAUGAAUUAGAACUUGAUACAGUUCCAGGCUCCAUUCAUAAGCUGAAACAUUUGAGGUACCUUGAUCUUUCAACCAAUUAUCGUCUUAAGAUCCUUCCAAAGAGUAUUUGUAAGAUGCAAAAUUUGCAAGUGCUGAAACUCGACUACUGCUUUGAGCUUAAAGAAUUGCCAAAGAAGAUUGAAAAAUUGGUGAAUCUUACCCAUCUUUCGUGUGCUUAUUGUGAUGGGUUAACUCAUAUGCCACGUGGAAUAGGGAAGCUGACUUCGCUUCAGACGUUAAGCAUGUUUGUUGUGGAUAAAGACGGCUCCCAUGGUGCUGCUGCUGCGGAUCUAAGUGAAUUGAGUCAACUCAACAACCUGAGGAGACAGCUAAGAAUAAAAAAUUUGGGAUUCGUGAAAAAUGCAAGAGAGAAGUUUAAAGCUGCUAAUUUGAAAGGGAAGCAACAUCUACGAGAACUGGUUUUACAAUGGAGCGGAGAUAGUGAAGAUGAAGAGAAGUCACUUGAAGACCUCCAGCCCCAUCCUAAUCUGAAGAAGCUCUCUGUGCGUCGAUGGAGGGGCGAUGCCAAGUUCCCAAGUUGGAUUUCUUUGCUCACGCAUCUGGUGGAUAUUAAAAUAUGGGGUCCCAGUAAAUUUAAACAUCUCCCUUCCUUUGCUCGAUUGCCACAUCUUCAACGGCUUAGCAUUUGUGAUCUAUCUGAGCUGGAGUACAUGGACGGCAGUGAGCCCAGUGGAGGACAAGGUGAAUCAGAAUCAUUCUUCCCAUCGCUUACAUAUCUCAUGCUCGGCAACUGCCCAAAUAUGCAGAGUUGGUGGAGGAAAAGCCCGAUCGACGAUGAUAAGGAUGGCGACAAGGAUAGAAGAGCAUCAACCAUGGCAUUUCCUUGUCUCUCCUAUUUACGCAUUGAAAAUUGCCCUUUGAGUUCAAUGCCGUUGUAUCCAUCAGUCGAAUAUAAGCUAAUAUUGGUGAAUACCAGUUCAAGGCCAUUAAAGCAUACCAUUCAAAUGAGCGACACUACACCGUCAACCUCAUCUCUCCAUCUCUCCAAAUUGAAAUAUUUCAAAGUGGGGAAUAUUCAUGAAGAACUGGACUACGACAUGCUAAACGAAUUCCUGCAAAAGAUGACUUCUCUUGAGCAUCUGGAGAUUAUUGAACUUCCACGGCUGAAAUCGAGAAUUGCAGUGGAUUGA
This is a messenger RNA of Hibiscus syriacus, 2916 nucleotides long. Its product is annotated as putative disease resistance protein RGA1. Gene Ontology annotation, molecular function: ADP binding. Gene Ontology annotation, biological process: defense response to other organism. The transcript has 2 exons. NCBI's taxonomy places the organism in Eukaryota, Viridiplantae, Streptophyta, Magnoliopsida, Malvales, Malvaceae. Bases 1 to 2916 code for a protein of 971 amino acids. The record is from RefSeq and is a predicted model, not a curated record.